Molecule: messenger RNA, 960 nt
Organism: Pundamilia nyererei
Lineage: Eukaryota; Metazoa; Chordata; Actinopteri; Cichliformes; Cichlidae
Gene: cptp
Product: ceramide-1-phosphate transfer protein
Exons: 3
Coding region: 99-746 (215 amino acids)
Biological process (GO): intermembrane lipid transfer; ceramide transport
Cellular component (GO): cytoplasm; membrane; cytosol
Molecular function (GO): ceramide 1-phosphate transfer activity; ceramide 1-phosphate binding
Source: RefSeq, a predicted model, not a curated record
GCAGUAGAACCGGAUAGGAACAGACAGGAUCUGUCGCUUCACGGUGUCGAGAAAAAGAAAUGCGUAAUUUUCCUUUCAAUUUUAACUUUUCUUAAACCAUGGCAGGCUCAGAAGACCAGAAGUUCUCCCUCCAGGAGGUCCUAGACACUUUUAAGUUGUGUCUGUCGGAAAAUAAAGAAGUCUAUCUAGAACAGUACGUCGCUGGAUGGCGUGGGCUUGUAAAGUUUCUGAACAGCUUGGGAAGUGUCUUUGGCUUCAUUUCUAAGGAUGCUGUCGGCAAGAUCCAGAUCCUUGUGAAUUAUAUGAAUGGUGAGAACGCUUCUCACUAUGCUACUGUGCAGUCGAUGGUAAAAUACGAAGUGGACAAUAAUCUCGUGGAUGUGAACAAGAAAGGAAGCCACCCAGAGUCUGGCUGUCGUACUCUGCUGAGGCUCCACCGCGCUCUGAGAUGGCUGGAGCUCUUCUUGGAUCGCCUGCGCACCAGCACAGAAGACAGUAAAACAUCUGCCCUGUGUGCAGAGGCCUACAACGAGUCCCUCGCCCAGCACCAUCCGUGGAUGAUCCGUAAGGCUGCGGGCAUGGCCUUCCUCGUGCUUCCUGGUCGCCAAACCUUUUUCGAAGUAAUGAAUGUUGGCCCACCUGAGCAGGUUGUGGCCAAGCUGGGGGAGGCCCUACCUCUCAUCUCUGAGGUGUACCAGAUCACAGAGGACCUAUAUGCUCAGCAUAACAUGCUUGAUUUACCUUAGAAGCAAGAAGUGCUAAUAUCUGACACGUCAUACUUUAUAUAAUUAAAUAUUUGUAACUUGUCCUUGGUGAAAGGACAAGGUGAAAGGCUGCUGAACAAGAUGCUUCUGCUGCUUGGUGAAGGAUUGUGUCAUAAUUAGCUGUAAUACCACUAAGAUUAAUUUUGAAACUACUGUAUACAUGUUUUAACAUAAAAUUCUGUACAUUUUCCUCCAA